This is a messenger RNA of Rhagoletis pomonella (apple maggot), 1252 nucleotides long. RefSeq lists its product as uncharacterized. The coding region runs from base 29 to 1219 and encodes 396 amino acids. Gene Ontology annotation, molecular function: single-stranded DNA endonuclease activity; RNA endonuclease activity; nucleic acid binding. Gene Ontology annotation, cellular component: nucleus; mitochondrial inner membrane. NCBI's taxonomy places the organism in Eukaryota, Metazoa, Arthropoda, Insecta, Diptera, Tephritidae. Gene Ontology annotation, biological process: apoptotic DNA fragmentation. The record is from RefSeq and is a predicted model, not a curated record. The transcript is spliced from 3 exons.
UCAGUUGCGCGGUUACUUCUCAAGUGAAAUGUUAACACUGUGGCUGAAAUUGCAAUUGUUGCUGGCUGUAAGCAGCGCUUUGGCUGACCCCUGCAAAAUUACCUUACCAACGGAUGUGGCCAACCCGCAGCCAGUUAUUGUGACACAGGAAGGACUACUACGACCAACCAAUGCAGUAACCGAAAUAGCUGAGAAUGAUAAGAUUACGCUGCAUUGUGCCGGCAAAGGAAAUAUGUUGGUUGCUUUAAGUGAGCAAACAGCUAAACUUGAGUGCCAAAGUGGAAGUUUUUACGAUGAAGAAACAGGAAAGGAAUUUGCACUCAAUAAACUAAAUUGCACUCACAUACCCACCGCUGAGGUGUUGGUAACGGAAAUUGCUUGUGCGAAUGGCACCGGUCUCCUGCACGAAGUGGGUUUCGCGGUAAAUGAUGAGUUCCAGAGUCUAUUUACGAUUUGCUAUAACAGAGAAAAUGUGCAAACGCUCUACUCGCGUAAUUUAUUGAAUGGACGGGGGCUGGAUGUUAAAAUUAUCGAUAGCACACGACGUUCUUUCCGCGCUGAGGGCAUGCGCUUCACCACUACAGCCAUAAACAACCUCUACACGACUAAAAAUCAAAUUGCGCGCUUUAAAACGCUUUUCGGCGCCGAUCAAGCCUACGUGAAUCGCACAAGCUUUUUGGCGCGCGGUCACCUCACGCCAGACGCUGAUUUUAUUUUCACUUACGAACAGUUGGCCACUUAUUUCUAUAUCAAUUGUGCACCCGAGUGGCAGGUGGUAAAUGCUGGUAACUGGUUGCGGGUGGAAAAUUUGGCACGUAAGUUAGCCUCCUCACUUGGAUCCGAUUUAUUGACAUUCACUAGCACUUUGGGCAAGCUAGAGCUAGAAAAUUCAAAGAGCGGUGAUUCGGAGGCAAUUUACUUGGAUAAAACAGAACUAAUAUCGGCGCCACAAUGGUACUAUAAAGUGUUAAUGCAUCCUGAAUUGCCCGUGGAUCUAGUCAUUAUAACACUGAAUGAUCCCUUUGCCAAUGUUGACAAAACGGUGGAAUUUUGUACGAAUGUUUGUGACAAGUACGGCUUGGCUGACUCGUCCGUCUUCCAAGUCGCCAGCCACGGCUAUACAUUCUGUUGUGAGUUGAAUGAUUUCUGGGAGAAUGCGAUGGACACAGAUACUCCAUACUAUGAUUUACCAGAAGGGUGGAGUUAUAAAAGUAAUUAAUUUAGAAUAUACAAAGAACAAAAAAUAAAAAGC